Molecule: messenger RNA, 1066 nt
Organism: Triticum dicoccoides
Lineage: Eukaryota; Viridiplantae; Streptophyta; Magnoliopsida; Poales; Poaceae
Exons: 4
Coding region: 152-640 (162 amino acids)
Source: RefSeq, a predicted model, not a curated record
UAAAAAAAAAAAAAGAUAGACAGAUAGCUCCGCACUGCACGAUCGCGUCCCCUUCUCGGCGGCGGAAGGCGAACGAGCGAGGAACCCUAACCCUAACCACUUCCGAUCCGCAAGGUAGGCUCCAAUCCCCCGAUCCGCAAGGCCUGCGACGAUGGCGGCUUCCCUCCGCGCAGCAGCGACGAGGACCCUGCGUCCGGCGGUGCUUCCAGGCGGGGGGCUUCGCCGGCUCCUCCACACCCACCAGCGUUACGAACCCCCCCGGGGAUACCUUUCGUCGCAAAUCCAGCAGAAGAAAGAGGAGCUGUACGAUCUCAUUGCCCUCGCCAAAGCCAAUUCUGCGGCUUCCCGGGUGGACAAACUUCUGUUCAGGUCUCUCUGUAACCAAGUCGAGCCGAGACCACAUGACCCUCAAUGGCGCCACAUAAAAAGGGUUGAUAAGAUCUGCAGUUGGAUUAUGCCGACAUUUGUUUUUGUUAAUAUUGGGGCCACUCUCUGUGCCAUUGCUGGCCGUGCUGGAACAGACGGAAAUCUUUAUACCACUGAGGGUGUGCGCAGGCCAGUCGAGCUCAGCAGCCUGCGUGACGGUGUGCGCAGGCCAGUCGUGCUCCGGCGUGAGGGUGUGCAGAAGCCAAAGGACUAAGGCGGGAAACCUGACUUGAGGGUGUGGUCAAGCAAGUGGAGCAGCCCAGAAGGAAAAAGAAAAAGUGCAUCUUGUUUGAUGGAGAACAAGACGUAUACUCCCUCCGUCCCGAAAUUCUUGUCUUAGAUUUGUCUAAAUAUGGAUGUAUCAAGUCACGUUUAGUAUUAGAUACAUCCGUAUCUAGGCAAAUCUAAGAUAAGAAUUUUGGGACGGAGGGAGUAUAAGUUGGUGGAUAUAUGGUCUAUGAUCUGCCACCUAGAACUUGAGCAGUAGGAUUACUAGAUGAUGAUUCGUAACAGCAUCGUGAUAUAUUUGUGAUGUUGCUGCAUGAAAAUGAGUAUGCAACUUGAGAGUAGUUUUAUUACUGGAUGAUCUGUGAUUCCGCUGUAACAUAUUUCUGGUAUGUUAUUCCUUCCGUUUGAGCGA